UUUUUUUCCCACGGGGUCACUGACACAUGUUUCGUAGAAUAUUCGAUCGCAUCUGGUCUCGAAGGUCUCGGCCCUGGCCUCAACAUUCCAAAAGGGGGCGAAACAAGGAGCAAAAGAGCGAUCGUGGACUCACGUGCGAGGCAUCCAGGCGGUCAUCCCUGUUUCUGCCUGAUCGACGUUUCCAUCUCCCGGCUGUUUCCGGGUCUUGGCGACGACGCUAGUCUUUUCUGGGAAAGAAUGUCCGACAGCGUCUGGGUUCGACUGACCGCCUUCCUGUUUCUACAGCUCCCCUCAUUCUGAUGGAUUAUUUUGGGAAUCAACAUCAAAUCGAGUCUUUAUCAUCGCCGCCACGAUUAGUUAACUAUCAUCUAGUUGUUCAUCCAUCUCCAUCGCCAUUAACUAUCCGUUCUCAGCGCAUUGUAGUCAUCUGAUCUUCGAGGGCUAGUUUCAUCUUCGGCCUUUCCUGAUCCUUCAACCAUGUCUCCCGACCUCAAUUCGCUUCCCCCGUCUCGUUCUGCCUCCACCUCCCCACGCCAACCACGGAACCUCCCCACUCUAUCAGACGCCCUGUCAUCACACCCGACUUCAUCUACAGGCGUUCCUCCUACCACCACUGCCAACAUGAAUAGCAACAGUCACAGCAAUACUAUUACGGGGGAUCUACCUCGUCGUCCUUACGUUCCAAUGCCCGGGCCAGAACGUCGCCGCUCCGCGAAUUUGGGCAUGAUAACCGGCAGCAACAGCUACAAUGAAAAUGGCGCCGGCGAUGUAUCCCUGACCUCUGACCAUCGGUCAUCUCAUCGAUCAUCUCUAAGCCAUGGACUUCGUACCUCGAGCCCGUCCAGUCUUGGAGGUAGCCCCAUCAUUGCCACGGGUGAUCCGCAUCAUCAGCGCGCUCCUUCUCUCGGGGAGCUCCACCAGGAGCUAGAGCAGGAGCAAGAGGCACAAGUGAAUCGACUUCUACACACGAUUCGGAGCCAGCAAACGCAGCUCGAGCAUCUCCAGCAGCAACAGCAACAACAACAGCCGCAGUCUGCAGUGGAAGAUGCAACUCCUCCUUCCGAACUGUCUACUGCUACUCCCCCUGCUGCACCUCUUCCUGCUGCGGGUAACCGGGCCUCAGCUCAAUUUGCCUCAUCACUGCCCAGCCGCCGUGCAAGCCAAACACGUUCACCCAACCUCCGACCGAUACCCGACCCGUCUCGUGGGUUGGACACAUUGGAGUGGAUUCCAGGCUCUGGGGAAAACACAAUGCGGCGGAGCAGCAGAGAUGAGAGCGGAUUCCAUUCAGCUGAAGCAGCGAUGCUCGCACGGGAGAAUCAGAUGCUUCGACAGCGUAUUCGUGAAUUAGAACGACAAGUUCACGAAUUAACCACCAGGAGUGCUUCCCAAGGACAGCGCGCAAUUCCCAGCACCUCUUCCCAAGCGCCCGAAAAUAAUAUCGCCACUGAGCCCGAAGCAACAACCGGUGAGAGAUCCAUCGGUGAGCCGUCGGACAAGACAUGAUUGGCUCUCAGGCGCCCCAUACGAAGGCUAUUUGAACCGUCCAACUUGAUUUAACUUUUGUGUUUCCCGUCGACAGCUGAUCGACAUUCCUCGCAAACUUAUCAUGAGUAAGUAUCUAACACCUGUGAAAGAAACCGGGCGUAAUGGAAAGUAAGUCAACACAUGGCGGUUCCACUUAACAUAAGCUGUCUACUACUGUAAAGGAUCGCCAUGUCAGCUCCAAGGCACACCACCAGUCUGGCGAAACUGCAGUCAGCUUGGGCUAUAGAAAGCGGCGUGGCUCUAUCUGAGUGCCGAUCACCAGAUCGUGAUUCGAAUAUGAUUGUACUAUAUUGAUAAUCUUGUUUCUCACGGAGGACCUUUGGUAAUGCGGAGAGGAGUUUAUUCCGUCGCCUACCUAAUCUAAUACAUUCUAGCUACUCUCUAACAGCACGAAAACUAUGAAGCUAGG
Aspergillus ochraceoroseus IBT 24754 is the source of this 1957-nucleotide messenger RNA. RefSeq lists its product as uncharacterized. Lineage: Eukaryota; Fungi; Ascomycota; Eurotiomycetes; Eurotiales; Aspergillaceae. The transcript has 3 exons. The record is from RefSeq and is a predicted model, not a curated record. The coding region runs from base 478 to 1506 and encodes 342 amino acids.